Odontomachus brunneus is the source of this 3684-nucleotide messenger RNA. It is a transcript of the gene RagC-D, whose product is annotated as ras-related GTP-binding protein C. The transcript is spliced from 7 exons. Lineage: Eukaryota; Metazoa; Arthropoda; Insecta; Hymenoptera; Formicidae. Gene Ontology annotation, cellular component: Gtr1-Gtr2 GTPase complex; lysosome; nucleus. Gene Ontology annotation, molecular function: GTP binding; GTPase activity. The record is from RefSeq and is a predicted model, not a curated record. Gene Ontology annotation, biological process: regulation of autophagy; cellular response to amino acid stimulus; positive regulation of TOR signaling. The coding region runs from base 350 to 1537 and encodes 395 amino acids.
UCGCUACCCAGCACGAAAAUGAACAUCAUGUGCCGCUGGUUUUACAUCUUUAUUCCUAGGGAAAAGUUAAAUGAUUGCCAACCUGUUCGAAAAUCUCUAUAGUUCUGUUACAUAUACUAUAGAUCUUAGGACCAAUCAACACUCCAAGCGAUAUACUAUCUAUAUAUCAAACAUCACACCCCUAAACUAUAAACAAAGAUAUAUAUCUAAUUUUGUAGUUCAUGUAAUUUUUCGGCAUGUUUAAUCUCGAUUAAAUAAAUAUAUUGUGGAGUUGCGACAUUUCUGAGAUUUAUAGUUUGCUAAGAGAAAAAUUGGAAUCACAUACUACGUUUGCUUCAACACCACAAACAUGGAUGACGAUGAUCAGUAUCAAAGUGGUUAUGAUGUUGGUUCUUUUCCUAAAGAUUUUGGAUAUGCACCAUUUGAUGGGGAAACUGAAGGAUCUAUGGAUCCAUUAGCAGGAGAACAAAAACCUAGAAUACUCUUGAUGGGUCUUAGACGUAGUGGCAAGUCAUCGAUACAAAAGGUGGUGUUCCACAAAAUGUCACCAAAUGAGACACUAUUUUUAGAAAGUACAAAUAAAAUAAUUAAAGAUGAUAUAAGCAAUUCAAGCUUUGUACAAUUUCAAAUAUGGGACUUUCCUGGACAAAUUGAUUUUUUUGACCCUACUUUUGAUAGUGAUAUGAUAUUUGGUGGUUGUGGAGCGUUGGUAUUUGUGAUAGAUGCUCAGGAUGAUUAUAUGGAGGCACUUAAUAAGCUUCACUUGACAGUUACAAAAGCUUAUAAAGUUAAUCAAGCAAUCAAAUUUGAAGUUUUUAUACAUAAAGUAGAUGGAUUAUCAGAUGAUUGUAAGAUGGAAACACAAAGAGAUAUACAUACAAGAGCAAAUGACGAUUUAGCAGAUGCUGGAUGUGAUCAAAUACAUUUGAGUUUUCACUUGACUUCGAUAUAUGAUCACAGUAUAUUUGAAGCAUUCAGUAAAGUUGUCCAAAAAUUAAUACCACAACUGCCUACUUUAGAAAAUUUACUCAAUAUACUCAUAUCGAACUCUGGAAUUGAAAAGGCUUUCCUGUUUGAUGUUGUCUCAAAAAUUUAUAUUGCAACAGAUAGCUCACCUGUUGAUAUGCAAAGUUAUGAGUUAUGUUGUGACAUGAUUGAUGUUGUUAUUGAUGUUUCCUGUAUAUAUGGAUUAAGAGAAGAUUUGGAAGCAGCUGCAUUUGACAACCAAAGUUCCAGUUUAAUUAAGCUAAAUAAUGGUACAAUUUUGUACUUGCGUGAAGUGAACAAAUUUUUGGCAUUGGUCUGCAUCUUACGUGAAGAUAAUUUUGAUAGGCAAGGUGUAAUUGAUUAUAACUUCCUUUGUUUUCGUAAGGCGAUACAACAAGUUUUUGAAUUACGGAACAAGGCGUUAGCUGCAACAAAUGCAACCAAUCAUUCAUCUUCUCCUGUUAGUACUAAUGAAACAUCAAAUGCUCCUACCGGAGCACAAAGUGGAGCCAUUGGUCAAAAUGGUGCUGUUGUGAUUGCACAGAGUUAAUUCUUAUGUGCAAUGUAUUAAAAAUUUCUCACAUAAAUGUAUAUAAUGUAUUAAUUUUAUUACUACUUAUGUAGAGGUCAUAUCUCUUCAUUUUCUGCAGAUGUUUCAUAAACUCUUAUAUUUUACUCUCUCUCUUUCAUAAUAGCCUUUUUUUAUAAAAUAUUAUUAAAUGCGUAUUUUUCAUAUAAAAGAUAAUUUAUAUUAAGUAAUCAUAUUACUAAUAUAUGAUUUUAAAUAUAUUUGUAUAAGAUAAAAUACACACACACACACACUAAUCCUAAGUUACCAAUGGCAACACUUUCAUAAUUUGUUAACUAGGAGAAAUUUAAAUGCAUAUAUAUUAUUAGUUGUUACUUUUUGUAAUGCGAUGUCGUGUAUAUGAAUGGAAAAUAAUAUAUAGUAUAUAUACAUAUAUGUGUAUAUAUAUAUACACAUACAUGUGUGUGUGUGUGUGUGUGUAUGUAUAUAUAUAUACAUGUAUAAAUAUUUAAAUCCGCAUUUCUGUUUAAAAUCUUCGUUUCUACAAUGUCACGAAUCGACGGCGAUAUCUUUUAUCUCAUCAUGAAAGUUAUAUGACGAAUUCAGAAUAGUAGAUUGUUCCUUAUAUUGAUACCAACGUAUAUAGGAAAAAGUUUGUUCAUAUUUAUUUAAAGAGACUUCAACAGAUAAUAACGAUUCUGAACUGAAAUUUCAAAAAACAGGUAAUUUCGUAUAUUUUAACUUACAAUAUACAUACGUAAUGUGUAAUAUACAUAAGCCAUCUUGUUUUUACCUGAUUUGCCAAUUUUUCCCAUGAAUUAAUUUUGGUAUUGGAAGAGGAAUGCCUGAUGGUGGUAAACUUUGAUGUGCAAUUUCCGUUAAUAAAGUUCGACUAAGGUCAGUAAUAAGUUUAAUAAAUUUGUCAUUGUCUUUGAGUGAUUUACUACUAGUACAGACUGUGGAAGUUGGGAUCAAUUUAUCUGGAAGGGAUUAAAUUAUAAGGAAUAGGAGACAAAAUGUUGAAAUAUGGAAUAAGAAAUAUCAAUUAAAGUUAUUACUGUGGAGUUAAUCAAGUACAAUUACUCAAUUUUUAUUUUUUAAAGUAAAUUAACAUAUCUCUCUUUCUCUCACAUUUAUGUAUAUAAAAUCAAUAAUUUUAAUAUCAAAUAUAUAAUCUUCCCUACAAUUAUACCAAUAUAUUACAAGUAUCUAUGUAAUAUAUUUAAAUCUAAAAUAAUUAGUAUAAAAAAAUAAAGAAUAUUAAUAAAAUAACAGUACAUUGAUCUAGGAACAAUAGCAUAGCCAAAUACUAUAUGAAAAGUUCACAAUUGUAGUAUAAAGCGGUAAUUGAAGUGAAAAAAACAAAUGAAGUGAAAUUUGUCGAUGUUAAUCCCACAAUGGAGAAAUCAGAAAUCACACUGGUAAUGUUGUUAAAUUGUGGAACGAGUUGGCAUUCUCUAUUAAUAUAAAACUAAGCACAUGGUAUACUGCAGUUAAAGGCUGAACUUAAGCCAGUCACUGUAAAUAAAGCAAGGGAGAAACGUUAUAUAUAUAUUGGAAGCUAUAAUAUUGUUAAUCAUCAUGCAGCAAUGAUUCAUUCUUCGACAUUCAUUAAUAUGAUAUAUUAAUAUCAAGUAUAUUAUUAUCAUAAUUUGAUAUGUACAUAUAAGUUAACUGUUAAUAUAUCUUGGUUAUUGUUGUUGAAAUAAUAAUCAAAUUUCGUAUUUCUCAUUUCUGAUAACUGACUUUACAAUUGUUUGCAAGAAUACUAAUUAUUGAUCGAUUGAAUUGCAGAACUGCGGAUAAUUAUCUUGAAAUACAUUAAGUAUUGCCAGUAAAUUCUGAAACUUACAAUAAUCCGCGUCCUUAUGCUGCACUGCAUUGUGCAAAGCUAAAGCGAGAUACGUGUGGUAUUUUAUGUAACUAUGUUCCAUCACAUUCAAUUCUUCGGCUAAUAAUAUUUUACGUGACCAUUUAUCUCGUAUACGGGCGCACAUUUCAAUCAUCUGAAAUGUGAGAGCUAACGUGAAUAUGUCUAUGUAAAUUAAUAUCGCCGUUACACAAUUAUUUUAUACAUAUACGUACAUGAUUUAUAGUUGUCAUUAAAUCUUCAAACUCUUCAGUCAAUAAACAAUGCUCAUGAACUUUGUUCAAGUAUUCAUUAUGCA